Lineus longissimus is the source of this 3506-nucleotide messenger RNA. Its product is annotated as axoneme-associated protein mst101(2)-like. Bases 106 to 3315 code for a protein of 1069 amino acids. Lineage: Eukaryota; Metazoa; Nemertea; Pilidiophora; Heteronemertea; Lineidae. The record is from RefSeq and is a predicted model, not a curated record. The transcript is spliced from 13 exons.
GAACCCUUUCUUUCACUCUCAGUCUGUCUACCACAGUAAACACGUACGGAGGAGUCACCAAUCUGAGGAUAUUGGACAUCGCAAGGUCAGACGGCGUGAAUCAACAUGGCGGCCCCCAGGCUAGCCCUGUUUGCCGUUGUCAUGGUUAUCGUCGUCGUGGCGUCGACCAGUGCGGCACCAGGAAAGCCGAAACAAUUAAAACCGUCGGCAAAGGUAUCAGAAAACAUAGUACCCAAAGAAAUGGCUUCAAAGCCAGUAAAACCUAAAUCAAAUGGACCGCAUAUAUUUAAAAGCAACCUGGCAAACAAAAAAGGCUCUGGUGUUCAACCUGUGGUCGUUCCCCCGAAAGGAGAAUUGGGAAUAAUGGCCAGGAAUGCGAAGGAGAAUUCGAAGUCAAUGCCAGCGAUGGUCAAACCGAAGACAAAAACAGCGCCUGCCACAGUCAAGGCAAAAUUCGGAUUUGGCAAUGCGAAAUCGAAAGGCGGGAAGGAGCCGAAGAAGGUGUCGGCCUUCGCUAAAGCAUUAAAGAAAGUGGUAAAGGCUUCUGUGAAAACUAAGAAGCUUGCAACGAAAGGUGGAGAUAAAGAAGGUGCAAAUACUAAGACGAAGCCGCAUGAGAUAUCUCUGGACGAGAUUGCCAAAGAAAACGGAAUAGGCAAGAAAAAGAUGCCUGAUGUUGUCCCUUCGAAAAAGAAAUCGGCGGCUAAGAAAGCUGUUGGAGCCAAAAAAGUGUCAUUCAAAACACCAGUCUCGUUGGAAAAAAUGAAGGCACUGUCCAAGUCAGUGAAAAAAGGGAUUAGCAAAAAAGCACCUGUGUCAAAGAAGGGUGUAAAGAAGGCUGCAAAGAAAGCAAUAAAGAAGGCCACCAAGGCUAAGAAGGUCGCUAAGAAAGCUGAGAAGAAGGCGAAGAAACAGCUGAAGAAAGCAUUGAAGUCAGGCAAAUCGAAAGCGAUCAAGAAAGCUAAGGUAGCUAAGAAACAGGCAAAGAAGGCAGUCAAAAAAGCUUCAAAGGCAAAGGUUGCUGCUAAGACCGCCAAGAAAACUGGAAGUAAAGCGGCACUUAAGGCAUCCAAAAAGGCUACCAAGGCAAGCAAGAAGACAACUAAGAAGGCGAAGAAGGCUACAAAGACGUCCAAAAAGGCUGGAAAGAAACCAUCGCCUAAGUCAAAGAAGGGUGUGAAGAAGGCUGCAAAGAAAGCAAUAAAGAAGGCCACCAAGGCUAAGAAGGUCGCUAAGAAAGCUGAGAAGAAGGCGAAGAAACAGCUGAAGAAAGCAUUGAAGUCAGGCAAAUCGAAAGCGAUCAAGAAAGCUAAGGUAGCUAAGAAACAGGCAAAGAAGGCAGUCAAAAAAGCUGCAAAGGCAAAGACUGCUGCUAAGACAGCCAAGAAAACUGGAAGUAAAGCGGCACUUAAGGCAUCCAAAAAGGCUACCAAGGCAAGCAAGAAGACAACUAAGAAGUCGAAGAAAGCUACAAAGAAGUCCAAAAAGAGCGCCAAAAAGGGUGGAAAGAAAACAUUGCCUAAGACCAAGAAGGGCGUGAAGAAGGCAGCGAAGAAAGUUGCAAAGAAGGCAAAGAAGGAGGAGAAGAAAGCUAAGAAGAAUGAAAAAAAGAUCAAGAAGGCCAUUAAGAAAAUGGUGAAGAAGGGCGGCAGCAAAGAGGAAGUCAAGGUACUCAAGAAAUCACUCAAAAAGACAAAGAAGGCCAAAAAGACUGCGAAGAAGGCAAAGAAAGCUGCCAAGAAGGCUGCCAAGACUGGAAGCAAGGGCGCACUCAAGGUCGCCAAGAAACAAAACAAAAAGGCCAAGAAGCAAACCAAGAAGGCGAAGAAGGCGGUUAAGAAAGCAGUCAAGGGUUGUGCGAAGGGCCGUCACCCUCAUGUCCACAUCGCACAGACCAUUCAUAUUACUGUGUGUCCGCCCGGAUCGAAUGGUGCUGGCUGCGUAACUAUGACAAAAGGGCCCAAGAAAGCCGUUAAGAAAGCAAAGAAGAAGGCAAAGAAUGCAAAGAAGAAGGCAAAGAAGGCAAAAAAGAAAGUGCAGAAGAAAAAGAAGGCAGUUAAGAAAGCCAAGAAGAAAGUUCUGAAGUUGAAGAAGAAAAUGGUUAAAGCAAAGGCCAAGGGCGAUGUGAAGAAGGCCAAGGCGCUGAAGAAGAAGGUCAAGAAAGCAGUAAAGAAAGUACAGAAGAAAAAGAAGGUUGUGAAGAAGGCGAAGAAGAAGGCAGCCAAGAAAGUAAAGAAGGCUAAGAAGGCGAAGAAGAAAGCGAAGAAAGUCAAGAAAGCUGCAAAGAAGGCAGGCAAAGGAGGCAAAAAACCAGCUGGUAAGAAGGCAAAGAAGAAGGUAAAAAAGGCUAAGAAGAAAGUAAAGAAGGCUAAGAAGAAGGAAAAAAAGGCAAAGAAGAAGGUAAAAAAGGAAAAGAAGAAAGUAAAGAAACUGAAGAAGAAGAUCAAAGCAGCAGAGAAGGCCGGCAAGACUAGCAAGGUCAAGGCAUUGAAGAAGAAAGUCAAGAAAACCAAGAAGAAAGUCACCAAGGCGAAGAAGAAGGUAAAGAAGGCUAAGAAAGUGAAGAAGAAAGCCAAGAAGGUUGCUAAGAAAGCUGCGAAGAAGGCUGGAAAGGGAGGGAAAGGGAAGUCUCCUGCAAAGAAGGCAAAAAAAGCAAAGAAAACUGCAAAGAAGGUUAAGAAGAAAGCUAAAAAGCUGGAGAAGAAGGUCAAGAAAGUUUCAAAGAAGGCGAAAAAACAACUCAGCAAACUAGAACAACUUGAAAAAAGACUUGCAGCUUUCAAAGCGAAUCUUAUGAAAAUGCAAAAGGACCUCGCUGCACUGAAGGCAGCUCAUAAUGAUGCAGAGGCGAAGAAGCUGAAAAAGAAGAUUAAGAAAGUCCAAAAGAAGAAGAAGGUAGUCAAGAAGAAAGUGAAGGUUGUGAAGAAGAAAGUAAAGAAACUGCAAAAGAAAGUGAAGAAGACCAAGAAGAAGGCUAAAAAGGUGGUAAAGAAGGCUGUGAAAGCAAAGAAGAAGGCAAAAAAAGCCGCGAAGAAGGCUGGAAAGAAAGCAGGUAUGAAAUCUCCGAAGAAGAAAGCUAAGAAGGCCGAAAAGAAGGCAAAGAAGGCUGCCAAGAAAGCCACCAAGGCAAAGAAGAAAGUCGCCAAAAUCGCAGAGAAGCUCACCAAGGCUAAACAAGCGGGAAAAGGAAAUGCUAGUAAGAAGUUGGCGAAAAAACUUAAGAAAGCUGAGAAAAAGGAAAAGAAGGCUGUAAAAAAGGCAUCGAAGAAAGCCGCAAAAGCCGUGAAAGCGAAAGCAAAGGCUAAGAAAGCAUAAGAAGCUGGACGAUUAACAGUGAAACCCCCUAUGGACGAGAGUUAGAACUAUGAUUCUUUCCUUUCCUGUCUCUCACGCACGCAUGGUGGAAUUCUCGUUGAUUCUCGUAUAUUUUCGCAGGAAAACAGGAUGUUGACUCCUCAUCUGUUUCCGUUUUGUGGUAGAUUGUAAAGAAAACAAUAAAAAUGAUA